AUGGUCUUAACUAAAUCUUACCAACGCUAUCAGCCUGCUGGUGUAUUUGGUGUAAUUGCUAGUCCUAACGCCAACAUCUUAAGCUAUCGCGAUCAAUCCAAUGUUAUUGUUGCACCAGCUCUGGAAGACGUCUACAUUUGGGAUAUUCGAUUGGGUCGUAAGCUAGCGGUAUAUCAUGGAGAUCAAAAUGCAGAAGUAACCGCUCUUGCAAAUAGCUCAAACUGGGUCCACAUUGCAGUAGGCUACAAUGAUGGCACCAUUAAAUUAUGGAAUACAAAUGAUGGCAGCAGCAAAGUCACUUUAAGCGGGCACAAAUCUGCUAUAACGGUAUUAAAGUACGAUACGACCAAUACAAGGCUGGUUAGUGGCAGCAAGGACAGCAAUGUUAUAUUAUGGGAUGUUGUCAAUGAAACAGGAUUAUUCCGUUUAAAAGGUCAUAAAGAUGCCAUUACCCAAUGUUGCUUUCUACGGAAUGCAAAUGUUCUCAUUACCAGUUCCAAAGAUUCAAUGCUUAAAUUUUGGGACUUAGAUACGCAGCAUUGCUAUCAUACUUUACUUGGGCAUCGUAGUGAAGUUUGGGAUUUUGUUUUGCUUCGUAAUCAAACACGUCUGAUAUCUGGAUGCAGCGAUAGCCAACUCAGAGUAUGGGAUCUCGUAUAUAAUAAGCACGAUCAGACUAAGAUGCAACAUGAAGGGAAUCAAGAAAGUAAAAAAGAUGAGGAAACCGUGAAUGGUGCUGUUGCCUGCCAAUACAAGGGAUCUUUGAUGAGGCAGAGUAAAGAGAGACUAAUAACAAUCUUAUCUGAUGAAGCAGUACUAGGAUGCCUGGCCGCUGAUGCACAACUGGAGAUAUUUAGAAUUCGUAAUGAUCAAGAAAUCAAAGCGCACGUUAAAAGACGUAUGAAAAGGAUUGCUAAAAAAUCAAAGGAUAAUGCCGAAUCCUCUGAAGUGACUCUUCUGCAACCGACCUUAGAAGAUGAAUAUUACAGAAUAUAUGCUAUCCGCUGUGAUGCUAAAAUUAGGUUUGUCAAACUGAUAUAUGAAGCAGUAGACAAUAGUUUAAAGGUUUUAUUAUUACUAAAUAACAAUAGCUUAGAAAUUCAACAAAUUAAUUACGGAGUAAAAGCCAUUCAAUGCAAGGUUACAAAUAAUUUACAUGCUCUUGGCCACAGAACAGUUAUAAGGUCAGUAGCGUUUAGUGGUGAUGGUCGAUACGUUGCUUCUGGCGCUUCAGAAUCUGUCAAAAUCUGGAACAGUUCUAGUCAUCAAAGUAUACGAACAUUACCUUCGGGUUACGUUUUAAGUAUGUUCUUUGCACCUGGCGAUAGGCAAAUAAUUGUUGGAACAAGGAGUGGCGAAAUACAAAUUUUCGAUAUAGCUUCUGGUUUAAUGUUGGAAACAGUUCAAGCUCAUUCCAAGAAUGUUUGGUCGAUGUGUUUAAAUCCUGACAAGAGGGGUUUCGUUUCUGGUGGAGCCGAUCAAAAUGUUCAAUUUUGGGAAUUUGAACUUAUCUCCGAUGAAAAGUUUUCCAGUUCUAGUAAGCGAUUGUCCAUCACGCUAAUCAGAACUUUGCAAAUGUCAGAAGAUGUUCUGGCCGUGAAGUACAGCCCUGAUCAAAGGCUUUUAGGUGUUGCCCUUUUAGAUUGCACUGUUAAGAUAUUCUAUUCGGAUACCUUAAAGUUCUUCCUGUCGCUAUAUGGCCAUAAGCUACCCGUCUUGUCUAUGGAUAUAUCUUCCGAUAGCACGUUAAUCGCUACUGCAUCUAGUGAUAAGAACGUCAAAUUAUGGGGUUUGGAUUUUGGUGAUUGUCAUAAGUCGAUCUUUGCUCAUGAUGACAGGUACAAUAUUUUUAUUCCCCGAACUCACUUGUUUUUUACUGCAAGUAAAGAUCAAACCAUCAAGUACUGGGAUGGUGAUAAGUUUGAAUAUAUUACUGCUAUGAAGGGUCACCAUGGUGAAAUCUGGAGUAUAGCAGUUAGUCCAAAUGGCAAUUUUUUGGUUAGUAGUUCCCACGACCGUUCGCUACGCAUGUGGGAGCGUUCCGAUCAGUUAGUUUUCGUUGAAGAAGAGAGAGAGUUAGAAAGGGAAACAAUGUUCGAGGAAUCAACAUAUAAUGAAUCAUCUGAUAAAGUGAUACCUGGAGAAACAUCAACCGAAGUUGCAAUGGCUAGCAAAACAACUAUCGAAACUGUAAAAUCGGCUGAGCGUAUUAUUGAAGCUAUUGAUAUCUACGAAGAAGAGCUGCGUGAAAGGGAAAAUUCUCCAAACCAAAACGGCCCAUUUAACCAAAUUUUAAAAGCUCUUGGAGAUAUUAAGGCAGAAACUUACGUUUUGAACACCCUAAAAAAGAUUAAAUCCAGCGAGUUAGAAGAAGCACUAUUGGUACUACCAUUUGGUAAAGUAUUGAAGUUCGUGAAAUUGACGAAUGACUGGAUAAAGAAUGAUCAGGAAUUAGAGUUGGUUUGUAGAUGUUUAAUAUUUUUACUAAAAGUUAAUCAUCCACAGCUUGUUGCUAAUAAGGCAUUAAUGUCAACAUUGGACCAUCUAAAAGAUAUCACCGUGAAAAAAAUAUCAUCACAGCGAGAUUUAUUAGGAUUUAAUUUAGCUGGAUUACAACACAUUAAGAGAGAAAUGGAAUCGAAUGAUAUUACCUUCUUUGUCGACAGCGAUAAAAAACUACGAGAAAUAAAAAAACGUCGAAAGGUUAAGCGUUACAUUCCGCAAUUCCGUUCGUAA
Messenger RNA from Trichoplax adhaerens, 2736 nucleotides. RefSeq lists its product as uncharacterized. The transcript is spliced from 31 exons. NCBI's taxonomy places the organism in Eukaryota, Metazoa, Placozoa, Uniplacotomia, Trichoplacea, Trichoplacidae. The coding region runs from base 1 to 2736 and encodes 911 amino acids. The record is from RefSeq and is a predicted model, not a curated record. Gene Ontology annotation, molecular function: protein binding; snoRNA binding. Gene Ontology annotation, biological process: maturation of SSU-rRNA. Gene Ontology annotation, cellular component: Pwp2p-containing subcomplex of 90S preribosome; small-subunit processome.